This is a messenger RNA of Linum trigynum, 861 nucleotides long. NCBI's taxonomy places the organism in Eukaryota, Viridiplantae, Streptophyta, Magnoliopsida, Malpighiales, Linaceae. The record is from the annotation of a GenBank genome assembly.
UACAUCUAUUUAACAAUCGCAACUUCCAAACGACCCCUGAGUACAAUUUUCUAUUUUUUGGCCCCCCUAAGUCCAAUUUUCUAUUUUUUGGCCGGUCGAAUCUGGCAAGUGUGCCAGUAUACUCUCCCUACUUAAGCUAGUAGCCAAAAUUCAACGCUGGGAAAGACGGAGGCCGGAGCAACUAAAACACUAGUACACUACUCAUCGAGGGAGAAGCCAACGAUGAUCGAUCGAUCGAGAAGCCAUUUUUAAGCCUAUAAAAAGCUUGGAAACUCAUCUGAAAGAAAGCACUGAAUGAGAAAUAUGAAAUACAAUGGGGUACUAUUACUCCUCAUAUCCUUCUGCAGCCCCAAUGAUAUUCAUAAUCACACUCCUCGUCGGGUUCCUGAGCGCGGCUACUUCCCAUAAAAAGAUCUGCAGCACCGUUCGGGUGGACGACCCGACGACGUUCUCCGGUUUCGUCGAUCAAGCUCUCAAGAUACUGGUGGUAUUCACAAGUUACCCUCCGGUUCAGGGAAAACCCACCGGCCGUGUGGUAACCUUUCCUCCGAUGUCGCCUCGCGGUGCAGUUGAAGGCCGGUCCACUUGUGAGGAUGGCGUCAUCGGUGCCGCUUGCAAUCGUUGUCUUGCUCAUCAUGCGCGGCAUUUGCAGAAAUGCAAAAACUUUACUAGUGGAGGAUCUGCCUAUGAAGGUUUGUGUGACCUUGAAUUCCAUCAAAUCUGAAUACUCUGCCUCUGAUCAAUCUGAUGUCAAAGCUUUGGAAAUCAUGAAAAGCCACGGUUGCUUACAUCCAGCCUGAUAAUGCAUACAACAACUGAUAAAAGCACAUCAUGUGGAGUUAAUACAGACGUUCGUGAUCU